Symbiodinium necroappetens is the source of this 1386-nucleotide messenger RNA. Lineage: Eukaryota; Dinophyceae; Suessiales; Symbiodiniaceae. The record is from the annotation of a GenBank genome assembly.
AUGUUCAGAAAAUUUGGCACGUGGGUAAAGGGCAGCGCAUGGCCCCUCGUCAGUGAAGCUGGCGUUUUCGGAGUACGUUGGCUGCAGCUUGUUGGACUGCUGCACUGCGUCCAGGAGUACGGGAUUGACUUUUCAACCACAGUCGGAGCAUCAAUGGUGCCAGUGUUCAAUGCCUCCGGGGAUGUUCUUCUUUAUGAGCGACUGACACAGAGAUUGGCUGGCUGGUCUCGUGGGGAGGUCGUGGUCGCCACCUCGCCGAAAGAUCCGGAUGGGCGCAUAUGCAAACGCAUCCUUGGUCUGCAGGGAGACAGGGUGAAGGUGUGGAGUCACAUCGGCGAGAAGGAGGUGCUCAUUCCUCGAGGGCAUGUUUGGUUGGAGGGCGACAACAAGGCAGCCUCCCACGAUUCCAGACACUAUGGUCCAGUUCCUGUCGGACUUCUGCAAGGAAAGGUACGCUUAAAGCUGUGGCCCAGUUCGGGUGAUCCCGCCCUAGCAGUGGCACGAGUGCUGCGGUCCAGAAUCGUGCUAGGUGGUUCUGAGUGCGAGGACGCGUCGACACCAAAAGGUGAUGAGGGCGAUGCGAAGGAAGAGCAUAGCAUCAAAGGAGGAGCAGGUCCGCAACAAGUUGCCUUACAUGUCGGGAAUCCAUGCGAAGAGGACGCAAGCCACCCUCAGCCUGUACCCAAAUUGCGCCAGUUCGCUGAUUGGACUAUGUUUGUGAAGCAGCUUCGAGCUGGAAGCAUGUCAAGAAGACACCCGCACUGCGGUCUUGCUUUGUUGCUGGCAGCCGCCGCAGCGACCCUAUCAGUUUCUUGCUUCACAGUUUUCACGGGCGCACAGGCAGGAGAGGGCCGUGUCAACCAGCGCAGACUGAAUCUGCCUAGCCCCAGCGAGCCUGGUUUGGUGGCAGCACGUGCGUACUCUACAGCGCCGCUGGCAGAACCCCCAGAGGACUUGAUGAGCAUCAAGCAGCGACAUUUGACGCCGUCAGCCGAGCAUCUUGAGUAUGCAGUAGUGGAAUACUCUGGCCGGCAGCACAUGAUCGUUGAGGGGGGCAUGUACGAGACCUAUUUCAUUCGAGCAGUUCCUGGCUCGAAGGUGCGAUUGAAUCGUGUCCUGCUGCUGAAGGAGAAGAACAGUGGCGGCGAGUUUGAGAUCAGCGUUGGACAGCCACUGGUGGAUGGAGCAUACGCAGAGAUCACUAUCCUCGAGCACUUGAAGGGUGAAGACCAAAUUGUCUUCAAACACAAGAAGAAGAAGCACUACAUGAAACGCUGGAUUGUCAACCAGAAGCUCACUCGCUUCCGUGUCGACAAGAUCGUCAAGGGUUCGCCGGAUGAUGCCGUUGAGGGCAGAGCUCCCUACCCGCUUGAACCAGGGUCCUAG